AUGGGGCUGCGUGCCAAUGUGUCCACCUUCCAGACCACACUGUACAUCAUCCUUGUACUGCUGGGCAUCAUGGGAAAUACCACAGUGAUUUCUGUGAUUGGCAAGAGUGUGUUCAAAAGCAACGGUGGAGGUCAUAACUCGGACAUCAUUCUGAUAAACAUGGCUCUGUCCAACCUGAUGGUGUCCCUGGUGAGGAACGUGCUGCUCGUCAUCUCAGACCUGGGACUAGAGCUAUACUCUUCCAAGGUGUCUUGUCAAUUCCUCAUGGGGGUGUGGGUGUGGCUUCGAACUGCCAACGUGUGGUCCACACUGUACCUCAGCGCCUUCCACUUCCAGACCCUACGUCGCCUGGCUCCUUCCGCAGGACACAUCGGUCUGCAGCGCGGAGCUCCCAAAUCCCUACUGCUGAGUCUGAGUCUUAUCUGGUUCCUCAGCUACAUCUACUCCAUCCCUGCUCAUGUGUUCUCCACCAGGGGAGACCAGAACAGCACAGAGACACUGAUGCUGGUAAGCAGCACCACACGCCCUCUGCUGGGCUGUGUGUGGAACUUCCCCUCUGCUUAUAGUGGGCUGGCCUAUGCCACCACCUCCAUGGUGAUCCAUGAGAUUGUGCCUAUCAUUCUCAUGGCCAUCACCAACCUGGGCUCCCUCUACACACUCUACUCCCGUGGCAGGAUACACAAAUGCUCCAAUCAAACCCAGAUUGCCCCCACCAUCAACAGGGUGCCAGCUAAGAAAAGAGCUGCCAAGGUGAUUCUAGCUUUGAUCAUGCUCUUCAUUGUAUCCUGGGGGACAAGCAUCAUCUCAGUCAACUACUUCAACUACAACCGUGGCUCAUCCGCUGACUUCCUGUUGGUCCUAGCUCGCUUCGCUAACAUCAUCUUCAUUGCCUUGUCACCCAUGGUGUUGGUUGUAGGUCAUCGGGGACUACGAUCAUUCAUCAAGUCUGUGCUGACUCACUGA
Messenger RNA from Hypomesus transpacificus, 963 nucleotides. RefSeq names its product olfactory receptor class A-like protein 4. NCBI's taxonomy places the organism in Eukaryota, Metazoa, Chordata, Actinopteri, Osmeriformes, Osmeridae. Gene Ontology annotation, cellular component: membrane. Gene Ontology annotation, biological process: G protein-coupled receptor signaling pathway. Gene Ontology annotation, molecular function: G protein-coupled receptor activity. The record is from RefSeq and is a predicted model, not a curated record. The coding region runs from base 1 to 963 and encodes 320 amino acids. The transcript is spliced from 4 exons.